This is a messenger RNA of Myxocyprinus asiaticus (Chinese sucker), 1495 nucleotides long. RefSeq names its product putative glutathione-specific gamma-glutamylcyclotransferase 2. NCBI's taxonomy places the organism in Eukaryota, Metazoa, Chordata, Actinopteri, Cypriniformes, Catostomidae. Gene Ontology annotation, molecular function: glutathione specific gamma-glutamylcyclotransferase activity; gamma-glutamylcyclotransferase activity. The record is from RefSeq and is a predicted model, not a curated record. The transcript is spliced from 3 exons. Bases 347 to 892 code for a protein of 181 amino acids. Gene Ontology annotation, biological process: glutathione catabolic process. Gene Ontology annotation, cellular component: cytoplasm.
GCUAAGCAGCCAGUUUAUACCUCUAAAUAGAUGUACGCUACAAUUUUACGUUGAUAUUUUUAUGUAAGUACGUCAGUAAACGAUGUAGUUUCAUGGCAACUUGUAAAUCAAUCAACCGUCACCAGAUUUAACAUGCUGAGCGAGUGAAAUCUGCAGUUUGAUUUUUCCGUCUACUAGAUCUGUUAUUGUAUCUGCCUGAGAAAAGUGUCGAUUGGCUUCAUCUUUGAUUUGUGAUGUGUACCAAUCAUCUCUACCACCUAAACCAACCCUGGAAAGGUACCUAACCAGACACAUCAGUGGCACACAGGGCCACGAAAGGCUGUGAGCUGUCAGCAGAGCUGGAAACAUGUGGGUUUUUGGUUACGGAUCUUUGAUUUGGAAAGUUGACUUUCCAUACGAGGAGAAACGUGUUGGUUUCGUCAGAGGGUUCAGUCGCAGGUUUUGGCAGGGAAGCAUCGAUCAUCGAGGAGUGCCUGGAAAGCCUGGGCGAGUGGUGACAUUAAUAGAGGAUCAUCAGGGUUGUGUAUGGGGUGUUGCUUAUAAGUUGCCAUCAGGCCGAGAAAAAGAGGUAAAAGAAUACCUAGACUACAGAGAAAAGGGUGGUUAUGUGGUGAUCAAUGUUACAUUUUAUCCCAAAGAUGAAGAACAUAAACCAAUGCAGGACACUUUACUCUACAUUGGAUCCUGCAACAACCCAAAUUACCUUGGCCCAGCGCCUUUGGAGACAAUUGCUCUACAGAUUGUCAAGGCUGUAGGUCCCAGUGGCAAGAAUACAGAUUACCUUUUUGAGCUUGCUGAUGCCCUUCGGCAACUAGUACCUGAAGAUAUCGAUGAUCACCUGUUCUCUUUGGAACGCCUUGUGAAGGAGCUACAGGAGGAGAAGCUGGAGUGAUCUGCCCUAGUCUACAUUGUCCUUAAUCUUCUGAAGAACUCAAGAAUUUAGUCCACUUUUUAAAUUGUCAGUUUAUCAACUAUGACAGCUGAUGCAAUUAAAAAGGGAUUACUUGAAUAGAUAAGCAGUUCUAUAUAGUUUUAAAUAGAUAAACUACUACUGUUCUGUUUUUCCAGAUAUGAUUAUUUAACAUGCUGUCUUUGCUGUUUUAAACUUGGCUUUAAUGUAUGAUCUGAUGUGACACGUCAGAACAUUUGUCUUGUGUUCUACAUGAAUCCAAUCAGGAACUAAAUGGAUUACAGUAUGUUUCAUAUUGUAUUUUAGAUGAAAGUUUGUCAUAACCGUUACGUCCAUGAAAACGUAAUUGAGGCCGAUUUAUGUUACUCAGGAUGCUUGAAUGUUAUGCUCCAAAGCCAUUUUGUCUUUAAUUCCUAUAAUUAAGCCAUGGCAAUUUAUCAAGAUGGACAUAUGAACGUGUUGAAUCUCAUGAAAACACAUUUCACCCCAAAAUCACUAGAAAAAUAUUUGGGGGUUAAAAUUAUAUUUUGCAUAAAUAAAAUUAAGCAUGUUUUAGGAUCAUUAAAUAUAUUUGCAUUCACAUUA